Molecule: messenger RNA, 840 nt
Organism: Olea europaea var. sylvestris
Lineage: Eukaryota; Viridiplantae; Streptophyta; Magnoliopsida; Lamiales; Oleaceae
Product: cyanidin 3-O-glucoside 5-O-glucosyltransferase (acyl-glucose)-like
Exons: 2
Coding region: 384-713 (109 amino acids)
Biological process (GO): carbohydrate metabolic process
Molecular function (GO): beta-glucosidase activity
Source: RefSeq, a predicted model, not a curated record
UUGUGAUGUAAAUAAGUGUGCAAAAACACACUUAUCACUCGUCAACCUAAGCUCUUUUACUUUUAUCUUAAUGUUUUAGUAACGGAUAGUGCAUUUUCACUCCCCUGUGGUUUCUCUCAAUGGGUAAUGUUAAUUACCUCCCACACUAGGGAGCAGGGAGUAUGUUAAUUAGCAACGAUAUUUAUGUGUGGAGAAAUCAGCAACGAUUGAAGUAGAUUGCGUUGUUCCUUAUUUAGUAGGCUUCCAUUCCAUACUAUUUUCUGAUUGAACAAAAUUGAUGUGCUGGAGUUCUACUUUUUUUUUUUUAAAAAAGCUUUUUGAUUUUAACCAGAUUAGACAAUUUAGUAAGGAAAAUCCUGGUUUGAAUUGCUUUUGCAGGUCAGAUGAUGCGUCGCAAUGGAACACUAAAUGACACACCAAGGGUUGAAUAUUAUCAUGCUUACAUUGGGAGCUUGCUUGAUGCUCUGAGGAAUGGAUCAAACGUAAAAGGGUACUUUGCAUGGACCUUCUUAGACUGUCUCGAGUUAACGGUUGGCUAUACGCUUUCCUUCGGCUUUUACUACGUAGAUUUGGAUGACAAAGACCUGAAAAGAUAUCAAAAGCUUUCAGCGCGCUGGUAUGCCAGUUUUUUGAAGGGGAAAACCAUGUCAAAUUCAAUUAUUGAUGUUGGAAAAGGCACAUCUGUUCCUAUGAGAUACCAAUACUCUCAGUAAAUUUUAGUUCAUAUUCCCCUUUGAAGCAGAAGUUGAGCAUUGUUAUGUUUUAAUUCAUCUUAUGUACUACUUAACACUUAUCUGAAAGGUGAACGUAUUAUCAAACUUCAUAUUCUGGUCUCUGCUA